AUCUAUGCUCCAUAUUUAUCAUACUUAUGCAUAUUCAUUGUACUUUUUAUAUAUAUGUGGAUGUAUAAUUUAUUUCACUUCAACUUACAGUCAAGAAGUGGGAUUUUUUGUAAACUUGGUUUACAAAAACUCCAAACUUAAGUCUCACUCAAUAUAUCGCUCCUAUUCUUAUCUUAUUAAAUAUCAUAUCUAAACUAAAACUAAACUGAUCCUAAUCUAAUUGUACAUAUGAUCCUGUAAUUUACAAGAUACAAUUAACAAUAACAUGUUUACCUACAUCAAAUUAACUUAAUUUAUACUUUUUAAUAGAAAUUUGCUUCAUAAAUGCAACAUUGUUUCUUUGUAAAUAAGUUUAACACUUAAAAAUGAUAUAUCGGAAUGCUUUGAUAAUAUUUUUGUUAUUUUUGUUCUCUAGAGGAAGACAGAUAAAACAAAAUGGCAGAACAACAACAAACACCUCCUGGUUUCAAACGUCAGUCUUUUGAUAAGAUGAUUGAAACUGUGACUGCCAAUUUGGAAGGUUCAAGUGGACAUUAUGUUCAGUUUGGCGUUACACCGCAACAAGCAAACUCUCAUAAUUGGGGCGAUUACACAUCCGGACAGACCAGGCAUCAUAUACUUGGUCAACCAACGCAUCCCAAUCCUUCUGGAAUGCAACCGAUGGCUCCAAUGGCCACGUCUUUGUAUAUGCGAGAUAUGCCUGGUUACGAAGCCACAACCGCUGAUUCGAUAUACUUUCCAGCGCAAACAGUAAAUCACUUAGGCAUCAAUGAGAAUAAUGAUUUAAUUGGUACCAUUGAUUGUGGUGGUGGGAAUUAUAUCAAUGUUAUUUACGGGCACGCUUCUCCGAUUAUGUCAGCUCCCGAGCAAUGUCAGCUCCCAAAUAUGACGCCAUAUGCUAAUCAAGGUAUUGUUGAUCAGGAGUAUGGCCUGUUUAAUAACCAACAUAUGGCUAUACCAUCUGAAUUACCCAAUCAGAAUUUUAAUGGGAAACAGUUGAUCGACAAUUUAGUUGAAAAUUGGGUACCAAAUCAAUCUGGAACAUAUAGUCCAUUUGGUGGAUCUCCCAAUAUCACACCUGUACCGCAAUCUGUACCGGAUAUAAGGGAAACUGAGGAAUUACCUAGAAAUACAUCGGAUUCUCAAUAUAAAAAACCAAGGAUGGUAGCAGAAGUGAAACCUAUGAGACCCUCUUAUUCAGAUGUUUUGACUAAAUCAGUUCCAACACCACCAUCUCCGUUAACAGUUCAGCCCACAAAGCCAAAACUUGAGGUAGCAGGUAAGAAAGUGUCUAAUAAGAAUACGAAAAAUAAAAACAAACCUGCAUUAUUGAAGAGACAGAAUUCAUCCGGCAGCGAUGAUCACAAUUCUCCAAAGAUGCAAAUUCCUAGAAAAGUUUUAGAAAAAAAUUCUUCUAAUCUUCCAAGACGAUGGGUAUCACUGGACAACCUUGGUUCGCAAUCCGACUCUCGUCAGAUAAAUGCUUUCGAGAGAUCCGAUCAAUUUUGUUCAGAAAAAAAGAAACCUGUCAAACUAUCUAAGAAAGCAGAAAAGAACGAGACUCUUAAUAACACUAAAAUACAAAACAGCAAUCCGAAAACUUCAGGAAAUAUCCCAAAACGUCCAAUACAGAUAAACAACAACUUGAAUACAAUCAAUACGUCCAGUCAAACGGUGUCAACUGAAAAAAUUGAAAAGAAUCAGCAGGUUAUUAACAAAAUUAGUAAAGAAGAUAAAAAAGUAAUGAAGGAGAAAAAUCCUAAACGUUUUCAAGCUGAGAAGGCUCAACAAAUUAAAAAGGGGCAAAGAAACAGGAAAAGAGAGAAUAGAGAAUCUUCUGUUAAGGAUUUAUGUAGAAAUUUAAAUAAAUAUGCGACUCGUUGGAGUAAAGUCGUAUUAAAAAUCUUUUAUUGGUUACUACAUCUAAUUUCUGAUGUUGUUAGUAUGAGCGCUAACUUGGUUAUUCAGCUUGGUAAAUGUGCUUGGUAUCAUACUAUACUUUAUUUGAAAUACUGGUGGAUGUACAUGGCUGUGACAUUUUGUAAAAUUCGUAUUUUAAACGCUAUCGGUAAACAGUUAGACAAUUGGCUCGGAAGUAGUAAGUUUGCAUUCUGGCGAAAGAUAAACAAUAAAAAGAAUGAGGAAAAAGAGGAUAAUGGAAAUUGGAUUCAUGGUGGUUUGGAAACUAAUAUUGCAUUACCCAGUACUGGUGAGGAAGCCAUGAAGAGAUUACUAGCAUGCAAGGGAAAGGAUCCUUAUAGCAUACUCGGCGUUACGCCAACGUGUACGGAUGACGAUAUUAAAAAAUAUUACAAGAGACAAGCUGUUUUAGUUCAUCCGGAUAAAAAUAAUCAGCCAGGAGCUGAAGAGGCAUUCAAAAUUCUUGUACAUGCCUUUGACAUCAUUGGAGAACCGGAACGUAGGCAAGCGUUUGAUCAAACUAGGCAAGUUGAAGCAGCUUGGGGUGAACUAAGUGAUUUGUUAUCUCAACUCCAUCGAAAAAUGGAGCAGGCAGCAAACACGAUAAGAUGUACGAAUUGUGGUUCGCGACACAAACGUGUUCCUACACAACGUCCUUGUUACGCUGCACGGUUUUGCGCUCAAUGCAAGAUACGUCAUAGUGCGAAAGAAGGCGAUAUUUGGGCAGAAUCUCGUUUAAUGGGUUUUCUAUGGCACUAUUAUGCGUGCAUGGAAGGAGCAGUGUAUGACGUAACUGACUGGGCUGCUUGUCAAUCUGGAAAUCUUAAGCAUCUUAGAGCAAACACGCAUAGUGUCCAAUAUAGGAUUGUAUUAGGGCAAAGAUUACCAUCUCAAACGUCCAGUAGUGGUAAAAAACGACAGCAAGAUCCCAAUACAAGCGAGGCAGAUUUUGAGGAUUUUCUAAACAAUCUCUACAAUCAUAGCAAAUCUGCUGGUGCUAAUACGUCGGGGGAUCAAAAUUCUUUUAGAGGAGAUUGCAGACGACGUAAAACUAAGCGUAAGAAGUAGAUAAAUAGCUGGUGCAAAUUGAUGGCAAACAACUUCUGAACAUUUAUAAUUUACGAAGCGCGCAUUAUUAAUGCAUACUACACACAAUCUUAAAAAUUUACCUUAUUCAUAAACAAUUAACUUUAGCAUGUAGAUAUUAUGAAUGAAAUACUAAUAUUUGACUGAUACACAAUAUGAGAUUAAUGAAAGAUUGUGUUCACAAGAAUAAUGUGCAUAUAAACAUCGUGUGUAGUAAAUAAACAUUGUAUGGAAUAGAA
Molecule: messenger RNA, 3245 nt
Organism: Nylanderia fulva
Lineage: Eukaryota; Metazoa; Arthropoda; Insecta; Hymenoptera; Formicidae
Source: RefSeq, a predicted model, not a curated record